CGCGCGCACCGACUCCCGGCGAUCGGCUUUAUAAAUAAGCGUCGGCGAGAGCGGCUCCCGGCGCUCGCUUCUCGCAGGUGCUCUUAAAAAUCGUGCGACGACGGCCCCCCGGGCGCAGCCACGACCUCCGGGAGUCGACUGUCGCCUGGCCGCCGCCGUCGCCGUCGCAGCCGCCCGUGGUCCGCCCGCGAUAUACGACAACGGAUCGGCGAUGCCCGAGGAGAUGGAACCCGUGGACUGGCCGCCGAUCCGGAGGAUCCAGAGUGAUGCCACAACAACUUUUCUUCGGGCUGCUCGGUCCGGUAAUUUGGAAAAGGUGAUCGAGUACCUGGACGAUGAUCUCGAUAUUAAUACAGCCAACUCGAAUGGCUUAAAUGCAUUGCAUUUGGCAUCGAAAGAUGGCCACAUUGAAAUUGUGACAGAACUAUUGAAAAGGGGCGCAAAGGUCGAUGCUGCGACGAAAAAAGGGAACACUGCAUUACACAUAGCAUCAUUAGCUGGUCAGUCGGAAAUCGUUAAUAUUCUUAUUCAAAAUAAUGCUGCUGUUAAUAUUCAAUCCCAAAAUGGAUUUACACCACUUUAUAUGGCCGCGCAGGAAAAUCACGAUCAAGUCGUUAAGAUUUUACUCACUAACGGGGCGAAUCAAAGUCUCGCAACAGAGGAUGGUUUCACCCCAUUGGCAGUGGCUAUGCAACAAGGACACGAUAAAGUAGUUAGUGUACUUUUGGAAAACGACUUGAAGGGAAAAACAAGACUGCCAGCGCUGCAUAUCGCUGCGAAAAAAGACGACUGCAAGGCUGCUGAUUUACUUUUACAGAACGACCACAAGCCAGACGUGACGUCAAAGAGCGGCUUUACGCCACUUCACAUCGCCGCUCACUAUGGCAACGAAGAUAUCGCUCGACUACUUUUGAAACGAGGAGCGGAUGUUAAUUAUUUAGCCAGGUUCAAUAUAAGCCCGCUGCACGUGGCUGCGAAAUGGGGAAAGGACAACAUGGUGAAGGUCCUGCUGGAGCACGGCGCGGCCAUCGACGUGAAGUCGAGGGACGGCCUGACGCCGCUCCACUGCGCCGCUCGUUCCGGGCACGAGCAGUGCGUCGCGACGCUCCUCGAGAGUUCCGCGCCCAUCAGUGCACGAUCGAAGAGCGGAUUGGCGCCGCUGCACAUGGCUUCCCAGGGCGACCACGUGGACGUCGUUCGCGCCCUUCUCUAUCACCGAGCACCCGUCGACGAGGUCACCAUCGACUACCUGACUCCGCUCCACGUGGCUGCGCAUUGCGGCCACGUGCGUGUCGCCAAGCUUCUGCUGGAUCGCAAAGCGGACGUUAAUGCCCGAGCCUUGAAUGGCUUCACGCCGCUGCACAUAGCCUGCAAAAAGAAUCGCUUCAAGGUCGUGGAGCUGCUGGUUAAGUACGGGGCAUCGAUCGAGUCGACCACCGAGUCCGGAUUGACGCCGCUGCACGUGGCCAGUUUCAUGGGCGGCAUGAACAUAGUGAUAUUCUUGCUGCAAAAUGAGAUGAACCCGGACGUGCCAACGGUCCGAGGCGAGACGCCCCUCCAUCUCGCCGCGAGGGCCAACCAGACGGACAUCAUUCGCAUAUUGUUGAGAAAUGGGGCGAAGGUCGAUGCUCCCGCGAGGGAGCUGCAGACGCCCCUGCACAUUGCGUCGCGUCUCGGUAACGUCGACAUCGUGAUGCUGCUGUUGCAGCACGGCGCGGCCGUCGACACCGUGACCAAGGACAUGUACACGGCCCUGCACAUGGCCGCGAAGGAGGGCCAGGACGAGGUAAUGACGGACGAGGAGCGCGACGAGCUCGCCAGAAUCGUCGACAGCGUCAAUCUCUGUAACUUUAGAUUCCUCUUCUGGAGCCGGCGUCGCGAGUUUAUGAUCUGACUAGUCCCGUUAAUGUUGCUCGUGACGAUGCCAAGGGGAUGUGAAAGUCCGGCCUUGCCAACCAAGCCCAGCUUUUCAUCUCGCCGAUCGCGCGCGUACCCGCGCUUCCGGUGAUAUUUAGUGGAGAGUAGCUGGGACGCGCGCCUCUAUGCCCAUGCCCAUGCCCAUUAUUGAAAUAAUCCCAUAGCCAAGUGGGCAUAAUAAAGGGUGGCAGCGAAUUUCGUCUGCGGUGCCGUCGAAGCAAUUGCUUUUGUUUUUCUCUUUGUUUUUUCAGUUUUUUUUUCUUCCUCUAAUUAUU
Messenger RNA from Ceratosolen solmsi marchali, 2192 nucleotides. RefSeq names its product ankyrin-3. Lineage: Eukaryota; Metazoa; Arthropoda; Insecta; Hymenoptera; Agaonidae. Bases 212 to 1894 code for a protein of 560 amino acids. The transcript is spliced from 10 exons. Gene Ontology annotation, molecular function: protein binding. The record is from RefSeq and is a predicted model, not a curated record.